UGAUUGUUUCCUGAAUCGAUCGGACAUCGACAUUUCCGAUAGUACGGAAAGCCGUCACAUUUCCUGUCUGUGAGCAGGAACAUACGAACCACCGGUCAGGCGGCAGAAUACGGAACGCGAUACCACGGCUGGAUAAACGACCUACGCACACGCCGAUGUUGUUAGCUCAUAGUUACUUCAACCUGUUCGCUAAUUAGUCUCAUCGUUUCCUCGCCUCCGGUGUCGGGUGUCUCAAUGGCGGACCCGACAGAACCAGCACCGGCAAGCGCAGAAGAGGAGAAGACAGACCGUAUCAACGACGCAGAGCUGGCAUUAAAAGGAAUCAAUAUGCUCCUCAACAAUGGGUUCAAGGAGAGCGACGAGCUCUUCAGGGCAUACAGGAACCACAGUCCUUUGAUGAGUUUUGGGGCCAGCUUUGUGAGUUUUCUGAAUGCCAUGAUGACGUUUGAAGAGGAGAAAAUGCAGAUGGCCUUUGAGGACCUCAAAGCAACAGAGAGACUGUGUGAGAGUGAAAACGCUGGUGUCAUUGAAACCAUUAAAAACAAGAUCAAGAGGAGUGUGGACUCUCAGAGGUCGGGGGUAGCUGCAGUGGACCGACUCCAGAGACAGAUCAUCAUUGCAGACUGCCAGGUUUACCUUGCAGUGCUGUCUUUCAUCAAACAAGAGCUGUCAUCGUACAUCAAAGGAGGCUGGAUCCUUCGUAAAGCCUGGAAGAUGUACAACAAAUGUUACAGCGACAUCACACACCUGCAGGAGGGCAGUAGAAGAAGAGCAUCUGAACAGCAAGCAGUUCCGCCUCCAUCUCAGUCCUCCUCCUCCGACCUGUCCCACCACAGCCGCUCGUCUUCGCCUGGGCUGAGCCCAUCACAGCGACUGGACGGUGUCAGCCCUGAGGCCCUGGACCGGCUAAAAGGUUCAGUCAGCUUUGGUUACGGCCUCUUCCACCUCUGUAUCUCUAUGGUGCCGCCGCAUCUACUGAAGAUCGUCAACCUGCUGGGCUUCCCCGGCGACCGCGCUCAAGGCUUGUCAGCGCUCACGUACGCCAGUGAAAGUAAGGACAUGAAGGCCCCCUUAGCUACCUUGGCCCUCUUGUGGUACCACACAGUAGUGCAGCCGUUCUUUGCUCUGGAUGGAACGGACACGCAGGCAGGCCUGGUGGAAGCCAAAUCCAUUCUUCAACAACGGGAGUCUGUCUAUCCAAACUCCUCCCUCUUCAUGUUUUUCAAAGGCAGAGUUCAACGCCUUGAGUGUCAGAUCAGCAGUGCCUUGAUGUCCUUCCGUGAUGCCUUAGAUCUGGCUUCUGACCAGAGGGAGAUUCAGCACGUGUGCUUAUAUGAAAUAGGUUGGUGCAGCAUGAUUGAGCUGAGCUACAGAGAAGCCUACAGAGCUUUUGAGCGACUGAAGACUGAGUCUCGCUGGUCCCAGUGCUAUUAUGCCUAUUUAACUGGAGUGUGUCAAGGAGCCACAGGUGACCUGGAAGGAGCCGUGUCAGUGUUCAAGGAUGUGCAGAGACUCUUUAAACGCAAGAAUAAUCAGAUAGAGUUGUUCUCCAUGAAGAGGGCUGAAAAGCUAAGGAGCACCAGUCUUUCCAAAGAACUUUGCAUCCUGUCUGUGAUUGAGAUUCUUUACCUGUGGAAAGCGCUGCCCAACUGCUCCACCGCCAAGCUGCAGACAAUGACAGAAGUCCUGCAGGGCAUUGACGAUGCCUCAUGUGCAGGCCUGAAAAACCUGCUUCUUGGUGCCAUUAACAAAUGUCUUCAUAAGACCAAAGAUGCCAUUCAGUAUUUCCAUCUGGCUGCGAGGGAUGAGGUGGGUCGCCUGAGCAACUCUUAUGUACAGCCCUACUCCUGCUAUGAACUUGGCUGUGUGCUGCUGAACACUCCAGAGUCUGUAGGGAAGGGGAAAAUGCUAAUGCUUCAGGCCAAGGAGGACUAUGCCGGCUAUGACUUCGAGAACAGGCUCCACGUUCGUAUUCAUUCAGCUCUCGCCUCUUUGAGGGCUGAAGGCCAGCCUUGACAUUUUAUCUGCACCUCAAAAAACUGGAAAGAAUAUCUUUAAGACAGCCACAACACCAUUUUGCAGUCUGGGCACUAAUGUUAAGUUAGUCUUUUAUUUGUUUAAUUUUUUUUUUUUUUAAUUUUCAUAUUCUGAGCCAAUGUAUCAUUUUAAAAUGUGUGAACUAUAUUAUAAAUGUUUUAUGUGAGAACGGUUACAAGAGGGGUAUUAACUACUUGUUACUGUAUUUUACAAAGAAUCGGCACAUUUGGGUUUUAUUGUUUACAUGCUUAAUUUCAAUUUCAAUUUCUAGAUGGCAGUUAAAUCAGAUGGAAACUUAAAGAUUCAUUUUAGCAUCAAUCAUAUUGCAUCCACAGAGGGACAGUUUCACCUCUGGUAUGGAGAGAAUCAGGUUAAGUAGAGAAAUGGCACAUAUCAAGCAUUAAAUGACAAAGCAAUUCUAAUGAAUGACUCAGCCUAUGACUUUCAGAAGCUGAGAUUUUUACCAUCUCUGUGUUGGUUGCUGAUUUUGACUUGUGCUGUUGAGACUUUGCUAAUCCAUUGGCAUGAGUACUAAACUGACUAUUUAUUUUAUUUGUUGCAUAGUCUUUUUUAAGCACAGUAUUUUUUAUCAGCAUAAAUGUCUUGCACGUAGAUGUGCCAACAUCUACCACCAUUGGGUGGUCUAUGCGCACAGUGCUGCUCUCACUGUAAACUUGUUCUCCUUUAUAUUGUUUAGGAUAAUAAAAUGAAUAUUGUAAAAU
Scatophagus argus is the source of this 2759-nucleotide messenger RNA. Its product is annotated as tetratricopeptide repeat protein 39C-like. The coding region runs from base 235 to 2016 and encodes 593 amino acids. Gene Ontology annotation, biological process: otolith morphogenesis; cilium assembly. The record is from RefSeq and is a predicted model, not a curated record. NCBI's taxonomy places the organism in Eukaryota, Metazoa, Chordata, Actinopteri, Scatophagidae. Gene Ontology annotation, molecular function: protein binding. The transcript has 15 exons.